Sorex araneus (European shrew) is the source of this 3461-nucleotide messenger RNA. It is a transcript of the gene BMP2K, whose product is annotated as BMP2 inducible kinase. The record is from RefSeq and is a predicted model, not a curated record. NCBI's taxonomy places the organism in Eukaryota, Metazoa, Chordata, Mammalia, Eulipotyphla, Soricidae. The transcript is spliced from 16 exons. Gene Ontology annotation, biological process: protein phosphorylation. Bases 109 to 3426 code for a protein of 1105 amino acids. Gene Ontology annotation, molecular function: protein kinase activity; ATP binding.
CCGGCGAGCCCGGGCGCGGGCGGCGCGCGGGAUGUGAGGCGGGGCGGGCCGCAGCGCUCGCACCUCGGGGCGGCCGCCAGUCGCGGGGCCGGCCGGGCGCGCGCCACCAUGAAGAAGUUCUCGCGGAUGCCCCGCUCGGAGGGCGGCGGCGGCGGCGGCGCGGCGGGCGGCGGCGCGGCGGGCGGCGGCGGCGGCGGGGCCGGCGCGGGCUCCGGCGGCUCGUCCGUGGGGGUCCGCGUGUUCGCCGUGGGCCGCCACCAGGUCACGCUGGAGGAGUCGCUGGCCGAAGGUGGAUUCUCCACCGUUUUCCUUGUGCGUACUCAUGGUGGAAUGCGCCAUGCGUUGAAGCGGAUGUAUGUCAAUAAUGUGCCAGACCUCAACAUUUGUAAAAGAGAAAUUACAAUUAUGAAAGAACUAUCUGGUCACAAAAACAUUGUGGGUUAUUUGGACUGUGCUGUUAAUUCAAUUGGUGAUAAUGUAUGGGAAGUGCUUAUCUUAAUGGAAUAUUGUCGAGCCGGGCAGGUUGUGAAUCAGAUGAACAAGAAGCUGCAGACAGGUUUUACAGAAGCAGAAGUGUUACAGAUAUUCUGUGAUACCUGUGAAGCUGUCGCAAGAUUGCAUCAAUGUAAGACCCCGAUAAUACACCGAGACCUGAAGGUAGAAAAUAUUUUGUUGAAUGAUGGCGGAAACUAUGUACUUUGUGACUUUGGCAGUGCCACUAAUAAAUUUCUUAACCCUCAAAAAGAUGGAGUAAAUAUAGUAGAAGAAGAAAUUAAGAAGUAUACAACUCUGUCAUACAGAGCUCCUGAAAUGAUCAACCUUUAUGGAGGGAAAUGCAUCACCACUAAGGCUGACAUCUGGGCACUGGGCUGUUUGCUGUACAAACUUUGUUUCUUCACUCUUCCUUUUGGUGAGAGUCAGGUUGCUAUAUGUGAUGGCAGCUUUACCAUCCCGAACAAUUCCCGCUACUCCCAUAACAUACACUGUUUAAUAAGGUUUAUGCUAGAGCCAGAUCCAGAGCAAAGACCUGAUAUAUUUCAAGUGUCCUAUUUUGCAUUUAAAUUUGCCAAAAAGGAUUGUCCAAUAUCCAACAUAAAUAAUUCUUCUAUACCUUCAACUCUUCCUGAACCCAUGACUGCCAGUGAAGCAGCUGCUAGGAAAAACCAAAUAAAAACCAGAAUAACAGAUACCAUUGGACCAACAGAGACCUCAAUCGCACCACGACAAAGACCAAAGGCCAACUCUACUCCUUCCGCCCCCAGUGUGCUGACCAUCCAGAACUCAGCCACGCCUGUGAAAGUCCCCGCUCCUGGAGAAUUGGAUAACCACAGACCAAAAGGACCACUGCGACCUGGACAUGGCCCGGAGUUUCUGCUGGGCCAGGGGCAGCCUCAGCAGCCUCCCCCGCAGCAUCGAGUGCUCCAGCAGCUGCAGCAGGGCGACUGGCGGUUGCAGCAGCUGCACUUGCAGCAGCCUCACCCACACCAGCAGCACCCGCUGCUGCAGGAUGCUUAUAUGCAGCAGUAUCAGCAUGCAAUUCAGCAGCAGCAGAUGCUUCAGCAACAGUUCUUAAUGCAUUCACGGUAUCAGGCACAGCCUUCUCCGGCACAGUACCCUGCGAUGAUGCAGCAGUAUCAGCAGGCUUUCCUGCAGCAGCAGUUGCUCGCUCACCAUCAGCAGUCGCAGCAGCAGACGUCACCGGAAUAUCUUAGCUCCCCUCAGGAGUUCUCGCCAGCUUUAGUUUCAUAUUCUUCAUCACAUCCAGCUCAGGGAACCAUACUGGACUCCUCUUAUAGUGCCAAUAGAUCAGUUCCUGCUAAAGAGACAGUUGCAAAUAUCACAAAUCAGAAGAAUAUCAGUAACCCACCUGACAUGUCAGGGUGGAAUCCUUUUGGCGAGGAUAAUUUCUCCAAGUUAACAGAAGAGGAACUAUUGGACAGAGAAUUUGACCUUCUAAGAUCAAACAGACUGGAGGAGAGAGCAUCCUCAGAUAAGAAUGUAGACCCACUUUCCGAUCCACAUAACCAUCCUCCAGAAGAUCCUUUUGGUUCUGUUCCUUUCAUUUCUCACUCAGGCUCUCCCGAAAAGAGCGUUGAGCAGUCUUCCGUGAGUCCAGACCCCACCGCAAACCCCACCAAGAACAGAAAAGCAAGUCCAGUACCUAGAGAUCACCGGGCUGGGAAGAAAGUGGCAGAAAAUGCAUCGGGCCAGGGUCCGGUGCCCAAGAGGAGCGAGGAGUCCGAGAGUGACUUCGAGUCCGACCCCCCUUCGCCCAAGAGCAGCGAGGAGGAGGAGCAGGAGGACGAAGAGGUCCUGCAGGGAGAACAGGGAGACUUCAACGACGACGACACCGAGCCGGAGAACCUGGGCCACCGGCCCCUCCUCAUGGACUCCGAGGAGGAGGAGGAGGAGGAGAAGCAGAGUUCCGACUCCGACUACGAACAGGCCAAAGCCGAGUACGGGGCGCGGAGCCCCGGGUACGGCGGGCCGCCCCCCGCCCUGCUCUCCCCGACGCCCCCCGACGCCGGCCGCGUGCCCGGGCCGGAGUGCGACGUCUUCGGCGCGGUCCCCUUCGUGGCGGUGCGCGCGCAGCCCCCGGGGGAGCCCGAGCAGACCCUCCCCGCGGGGGGCGCGGAGCAGGACGAGUUCGACGUCUUCAGCAAGGCCCCGUUCAGCAGGAAGGUGCCGGCGGCGGCCGACGGGCCGGACGCCGCCCCGCGCCCCGCCGGCGCCCCGGGCGCGGUGGACGUGUUCGGCUCGACGCCGUUCCGGCCCACGCCCGCGCCCACGCCCGCGCCCGCGCGCGAGGACCUGUUCGGGCUGGUGCCCUUCGAGGAGAUCGCGGGCGGCCCGCCGCAGAGGGCCAGGCCCCGCGGCCUGCAGAAGCUGUCCUCGCGCCAGCGGCGCGCCAAGCAGGACGCGGCCAAGGGCAACGGGAAGCGGCACCACGGCACGCCGACGGGCGCCAAGAAGGCGGCCAAGCCCACCUUCCGCACCCCCGAGCGCGCGCGCCGGCACAAGAAGGUGGGCCGCCGCGACUCGCAGAGCAGCAGCGAGUUCCUGACCAUCUCCGACUCCAAGGAGAACAUCAGCGGCGCGCUGCCGCCCGACGAGGGCCUGCUGGACCCCUUCGGGGCCAAGCCCUUCCCCGCGCCGGACCUGCCGUGGCACCCGCCGCACGCGGGCCUGGGCGACCUCCGCGCCGACCACGCCCCGGGCCUGCCCGGCCGGCCGCGGCCCAACGCGCUGCUCGGGCCCUUCCACGGCGGCGGCGGCGGCGGCGCCGACGCGCUGAAGACGGACGAUUUCGGGGCGGUGCCCUUCACGGAACUCGUGGUGCAGAGCAUCGCCGCCCACCAGCCCGCGCCGGCCCCGGCAGUGGAACUGGACCCCUUUGGUGCUGCUCCGUUUCCUUCCAAACAGUAGCUACUCCCGAGGGCCCUCUUGGCGUUUUGAACCUC